Molecule: messenger RNA, 1597 nt
Organism: Liolophura sinensis
Lineage: Eukaryota; Metazoa; Mollusca; Polyplacophora; Chitonida; Chitonidae
Exons: 3
Coding region: 118-699 (193 amino acids)
Source: RefSeq, a predicted model, not a curated record
GCACGUUUAAAGAAUUGUGAAUUAAUCGAAUCUACUUUAGGGUGUAACAAAAUCAAACAAAAAACAACAGAAGAAAACAUUUAGUAUGACUGCGAGGGUAAAACACAUUAUAACCCUAUGUGGAUAACUACCUCUGCUUAUCAUGACUUUAAUUCAGCUGUGUCAAGCAAGUCCACGACCUCGGUUGGCCCUGCUACAACAACAACAACAGCCGAUCCAAAACGAAACAGAAACGCACAGUCCGAUUGUAAUGCCUUAACAGUCGGGCUCGCAGUAGGAUUCGGGGAAGCUCUUUGUAUCGCGGUGAUCGUUGUUGUUGUUGUUCUUAUUCGGAAACAUUGGUGCUUGAAAGUAGUGGAGUUAUGCAAGUCUCAAGGCUCUGUGUUGCAAAAUAUUAAUUCAAAUGACAACCUAUCAGCUGCUGAAACCGGACAUUCUUAUGAGAAUGUUGGGAGUUCUUCAUCACUGGAAGAAAGCAGACGAAGUAGACGAACAGGCCCGAGAGUUGAAAUUGAAAUGGACAUAAACGAGACUGAUGUACAAACAAUCGGUGAUUCCCCAGCAUACGAAGACGUUAAUGCGCCAUCACAGUCACUUAAUGACAAUGACAAUAGCGGACUGUACGAAUCUGUUAAUACACGGGACACGUCAGGGACCAGAUUGUACACAUCUCUUGUGGAAAACAUAGCGUCUCAAUAAAAGUGAGCGAGGCGAUAGCCUGGUCGGCCCUGGAUACAUAUACCACUGUACAGAGAAUGUAGCAUUCACAGUGCAAUUGUGAACGGAAGAUGUACUAACACAGUCAUGUUGUUCUCUACUUAUCCUAUUUUUACAUAUUCCAGUUUGCAGUAUUAUGUUACUGUCAACCUGUCAAAAUGUGACUGCAAGAUUUAUCUCCCUUGCCGACUAAAGGGGCCUAUUAGAUGAUCUGAACAUAUUCAAUGAUUUUAAAAUGUUUUACUUCUCGUAACAGUUCCUCGUCACGUUAAUUUUAAUAAUGCCCUCUGACAUUAACACAAGGGUGUGAGACGACUGCUGUAUAAUUUUCGAAUAUUAGCUUCAUCCCAGGAUAGCUCAAAUUGUGUAUGUCUAACGACUUGUACAAUAGGCCUUUGUUUCAUUUUAACCACAUUCAGCGGUAUAUUUUAGGUGGCUGCACACGAGAUUAUCUUCCAUGGAAAAGUAUAUAGCAAUAAUAUUAAUUGUUUUAAUAUACAAUUAAAAGCUCUCCAUACUAACUGUGAACCGUGUUCGUCAAGAGUCUGUCGACAUAAUGUAAGUCAGUAUCUUUUGUGACUGUUAUGUAUAAAAGGAUGUUUGAACGACACACAUGCAUAACAAGAUUUCUUCACUGUUAUAUACGGAAACGGCAUGUUGUACAUGGAGAUAUAUAGUUAUACUAAGAAGACUAUAUUGCAAAUAGCGCAUUUUUCAUAAUAUUCGUAACAAACUUAAUUGUUUCCAAUUAUUACGGUGUUAUUUACAUGUACUACAUUAUUUCAUCAGCAUACAUAAACAUACACUAGUCUAUCAUUUGUUUUUAUAGGUGCGUAUUAUACGUAAAUUUAGUACUAAAUGGUUACUUUAAGCACAUGAG